CCCGCGGCAGUUGGUUCGGUGACGCGGCGCGAAGUUUCGCAUGCCGCGAUCAAUGCGCUCGUGAUUGUGCUGCGAAUGCACAUGGUCCCUCGGGCCGGAUUGCAGGACGUUUGUUCAGCUCACCUCCGCAGUGUUAACUCUCUGCUUUUGCCGCCAAAGAUAUGGCGGACGUUAUUCGUAUGUGCUACUGAACAGUGCUCUAUUCAUCCUCAAAAAAGCCAUCAAAAGAGAACCAAAAAUCCCACUUUUUUGCAUUUUUCAAGACUUUCAAGCUUUUUUCGAAAUUAAUUAGAGAUCUCACCCGGAGCUUUACAGUGUUGAAUCAUGUAGCACAGAUAAAAAAUGCAUAUUAUUUAUUUUUUACAUUGUGACAGAGUGAUUUGUUCAUCAGUUCGCCUUUAACACCGUAAUUUUGGAAUUACUCGAUGCGAACUAACAAGAAAAACCCAUCCUCUAGACGAAUACUUUUGUUACUGGUUGAAGAUCAAAGAAGUAUACAAAGACGAAAAUGAUGUGAGCUCUGACCAGGGAACUUGACCGAAGUGUCCACUGGAUUUUGACAAGUCUGAAGACCACCUCGCUGUUUUGAAAUUGCGGUACUGCUACACUGAAAUCGAAAUGUGCACAGAACAUGGUCGUGCCCUCAAAACAACCACUCCUUGGAGAGUUCCGAGCCGUUGCUGUAUGGAUAAGGCAAGAUGCAAAGGUGAAGAUGACAACGAGUGGAGCUUUGUCGAGACCAAACGCCAAAGUGGUACCGUUGAUACUGUUGGCCAUGCUCUUCAUCAUUUUCUACUACUUCAACGAAGAUCUCAUGCCACUAUCAGAACUACAAAUCAAGUUUCGCGCAAAUGCGUUCAGAGGAAAAUCGCCCGGUGCCGGUGGGAGCUGUCGGAUCCCAAGUGUGGACCCAUUUCAUCCAUCCAUUAUGAAAUACAUGAAACCACAAACUCCCAUCAGAUGCGAUAACAAACCACUCACAAAAGCAGCUUAUGACCCGAAAAUGGACCUGUAUACCCUUGAAAUCAUAGAAAAUGCGCUGAAAACCUACAAGCUCAGCAAAAACCAAAGAAAAUCACUUUCUUGCUGCUACUAUCCUUUGACACCAACCAACAAAAACGAUGGAAACUAUAAAAAGAUGAAGAAAACCUGCACGAAAUUUCAAAGCAACACCACGCUGAGCUACCAGCCAGAAAUGGUGCAGAUAGACUGCACGGUGGAGAGUCGCAAGAAGCGCAAGAGCAUCUACCAAGACGUCCAUUCAACGGCCACCAAACGCCAAAAACUCUCGCACAAAGCUACCCCCCGGAACCAGUCGCAAGACGCCUUCAACGUCCUCGUAGUGGGCAUCGAUUCCGUGUCAUACGCCAACUUCCAGCGUCAAAUGCCGGCCACCCUUCAGCUCCUCCGCAACACCAGCUGGAUCGAAUACAAGGGCUACAACAAAGUCGGAGACAACACACUCCCUAAUCUCAUGCCAAUCCUCACAGGCCACAGCCUGCCGCAGAUCGAGAAAACCUGCUGGCACGGUCGGAGUGACUACUUCGACUCAUGCCCUUUCAUCUGGAAGAACUUCAGCGCCCACAACUACGCCACUAUGUACGCCGAAGACGAGUACAAGAUCAGCUCGUUUAACUUCGUCAAAAAAGGCUUCAAGAAGCCGCCCGUGGACUAUUACGCGCGCGCCUACAUGCACAGCGCGACGGCCGCACUCAAGGCCAAGAUGAUCAACGGCUUGCACUACUGUCUCGGCCCGACCACCUCUGUUGACCGAGUCCUCGGCUAUUCACUCGACUUCCUUCGUCAGAUGAACGAUACCCGAUUCUUCGGGCUCGUCUGGGUCAACUCUAUGACGCACAAUAGCCUGCAGACGGCCCACGCGAUGGACGCAAUCAUGGUCGACUAUUUCUUCGCCCUCUCCGAACUGGGCGUUCUAGAUAACACUUUCGUCGUCUUCCUCAGCGAUCACGGGAUUAGAUUCGGUCAAUUCCGCCAGACUUUCUUCGGCUGGUUCGAAGAGCGGCUUCCGUUCCUCUUCUUCCACGUCCCCGCGCGGUUCCGCGAGCUAUACCCGGAGCAAGUCCAGAACCUGGAGGAGAACGCGGACAUGCUCACGUCGCCGUACGAGGUCCACGUCACGCUGCACAAGGUCCUCGACCCGACCGCCGACGUCACUCCUGUGGGGUGCCCCAAGUGCAGGGGGCUCUUCGAUCCGGUCGACGGGAAUCGCUCUUGCGACGAUGCGGGGAUACCCUUCGACUGGUGCGUCUGCGGCGAGUUCAUUCCGCAGUCGACCAAAGGCCCCGAGGCCGUGAGUGUCGGGAGGGAGCUGGUGAACGAGAUCAACAGGCUCACCUACAACAAAUCCGCGUCCGCCGACCGAGUGUGCGCCAAGUUCAAGAUGACCGAGGUGACGUCGGCAAGAAGGAUCACUAAUUCGGCGAACAAGUCGGACGUGGCGCUGCAGAUCAUCGUGAAGACGACCCCGGGACGAGCCGUCUUCGAGGCCACUGUAGGGUACUCGCCGGAGAUAAAGGUCCUGGGGUCCAUCAGUCGUUUGGACUCCUACGGCAGUGAGGGUGACUGCGUUGAUACAGCGUGGAUGAGAAAGUAUUGCUACUGUGUGCCCAAAGGGUCGUGAGGGUUACUGCGCCCUGCCGAUUGGCACUAUAUCCCUACUCGCAUGUAAUUCGGCUACAUUUUCAAUGAAUUUUUCUGUGAUAAAAGGAAUGACAUUUCUUACCGAUUUUUAUUGUAAGCGGCAAUGGGUCAGUUGCACUGGUCACAGAGUAGCGCUGUGAUGGUCCAAACUUGCAGAUUAGCAAAAAGUAAUUAGACCCUUCAAACGCCUAGUUUCACGGCGGAUAUUGACGGAGCUAUGUUGUCCAUCGAAAAAUAGGAGGUAUGACGUCAUCCAUCGAAUUGGUACAUACCAUGGUUUUUUCCAACUUAAAUUAAUCAAUCAACCCCUUGCACUGAUUACUCGACUUAAAACCGCCUGGGAAAAUCAAGGUAGAAGAAACCAUGGUAUGCAAUACUUCGGUGGAUGACGUCUUACGUUAUGAUUAUUGGAAGGCACGAUAGCUCCGUUGAUAUUACACGAGGAAACUGAUUGUGAGAGUUGGGACGGAUCUUAUUA
Messenger RNA from Bemisia tabaci, 3139 nucleotides. RefSeq lists its product as uncharacterized. The record is from RefSeq and is a predicted model, not a curated record. Lineage: Eukaryota; Metazoa; Arthropoda; Insecta; Hemiptera; Aleyrodidae.